Pyricularia grisea is the source of this 189-nucleotide messenger RNA. RefSeq lists its product as uncharacterized. NCBI's taxonomy places the organism in Eukaryota, Fungi, Ascomycota, Sordariomycetes, Magnaporthales, Pyriculariaceae. The record is from RefSeq and is a predicted model, not a curated record. Bases 1 to 189 code for a protein of 62 amino acids. The transcript has a single exon.
AUGCAGUUUUCCAGAGUUUACUUGCUCUCUUUUUACAUUGCUGGUGUUACCGCAGUGUUAUAUUCCCAAGAAGACAACUUACCUAAAAUUAUAGGCGGCAAAAUUCCACCAAACACUAAAAGUCGACUCGGCGUACCUCUUGUUUAUUCCUCUGAUGGGAAACAUUGUUCUGUAAGAAACAAAACUUGA